Messenger RNA from Ailuropoda melanoleuca (giant panda), 4642 nucleotides. It is a transcript of the gene ZHX2, whose product is annotated as zinc fingers and homeoboxes 2. Gene Ontology annotation, biological process: regulation of transcription by RNA polymerase II. Gene Ontology annotation, cellular component: nucleus. The transcript is spliced from 4 exons. The record is from RefSeq and is a predicted model, not a curated record. The coding region runs from base 667 to 3189 and encodes 840 amino acids. Lineage: Eukaryota; Metazoa; Chordata; Mammalia; Carnivora; Ursidae. Gene Ontology annotation, molecular function: DNA-binding transcription factor activity, RNA polymerase II-specific; DNA binding.
UUCUGCGGAACCCGAGCCCGGGUGGCAGCUCGGGUGGUGGUAUCGUAUGCAAAUACGCAUGCUGACGUUACAGAUCAUGUGGGUUUUGGCGUAGAUUCCCCACUGAUCGAGACAUUUUUUUCCCCUUUUUUUUCCUUCUUUUUUUUUUUUUUCUUUAAAAAAUUUUGGCCACUGUUCCCCGUACGGGGGCUUUUCCUGUCCGUCUGUCUGGCAGGCUGGCCGUGCCCCUCUUUCCCACGGAGCCCGAGCCCGGCGCCCGGUGGGGAGUGGGGAGUGGGUGGGGGGAGCCAGCAGAGUUCCAUUUUGGAACGCCCGUGCCGCGUCUCCGCGCUCCCAGCCCGGGUCCCCGCGUCCCCAGCCCCGGCGCAGGCCUCGACACAUUGACUGCUCUUGGAGUCGACGCGUACCAAGAUUCCCAGGAUGUAAGCAAUCCGGGACUGAUAUGAUGCUGUCUCUUCUGUGUAGCCAUUGGAGCAGUGACAAUUUUCUGUGCUGAGAUCAUUCUCAACACUCAAACAUUAGACUUCAGCAUUCAAGGGAAGCCAAAGCCAUUGGAGGGGGAAUAAAAGCCCAAAGCCUUUUAUCUUACUUGUUCCAAAAAUUUCACUGCCCCUUUCCUACCUGCCCGUCCCACCUCCCCCCAAAUUAAGCACACAGACAGGCGGCAUGGCGAGCAAGCGGAAAUCCACCACCCCGUGCAUGGUUCGGACACCACAAGUAGUAGAACAGGGUGUCCCCGAGGAAGGAGACAGGGCCAAAGAGAAAGGAGUCAGCACUCCACAGCCUGAGGCAGCCAAGGACGGUUGGACAGUGGAACCUGAAAACUCUUCCAAAGAAAAUGAAGUGAUAGAGGUGAAAUCUACAGGGGAAAACCAAUCCAAAAAACUCCAAGGUGGUUAUGAAUGCAAAUACUGCCCCUACUCCACGCAAAACCUGAACGAGUUCACAGAGCACGUCGACAUGCAGCACCCCAACGUGAUUCUCAACCCCCUCUACGUGUGUGCCGAAUGUAACUUCACAACCAAAAAGUACGACUCCUUGUCUGACCACAACUCCAAGUUCCACCCCGGGGAGACCAACUUCAAGCUGAAGUUGAUCAAGCGCAAUAACCAGACUGUCUUAGAGCAGUCCAUCGAAGCCACCAACCACAUCGUGUCCAUCGCCACCAGCGGCCCUGCGAGCGGUGACGGUGAUCCUGGAAUCUCCGUGAGUAAGACGCCCAUCAUGAAGCCAGGGAAACCAAAAGCUGAUGCCAAGAAGGUGCCCAAGAAGCCCGAGGAGGCCACCCCCGAGAACCACGUGGAAGGGACCGCCCGCCUGGUGACCGACGCGGCUGAGAUCCUGUCGAGACUCGGAGGCGUGGAGCUCCUCCAGGACACGCUAGGGCACGUCAUGCCUUCUGUCCAGCUCCCACCAAAUAUCAACCUUGUCCCCAAGGUCCCCGUCCCGUUGAAUACUACCAAAUACAACUCCGCCCUGGACACGAAUGCCACCAUGAUCAACUCCUUCAACAAGUUCCCUUACCCAACACAGGCUGAGUUGUCCUGGCUGACCGCAGCUUCCAAACACCCAGAGGAGCACAUCAGAAUCUGGUUUGCCACACAGCGCUUGAAGCACGGCAUCAGCUGGUCCCCAGAGGAGGUGGAGGAGGCCCGGAAAAAGAUGUUUAAUGGCACCAUCCAGUCGGUACCCCCGACGAUCACCGUGCUGCCAGCCCAGUUGGCCCCCACAAAGAUGUCACAGCCCAUCCUCCAGACAGCUCUGCCGUGCCAGAUUCUCGGCCAGACCAGCCUGGUGCUGACUCAGGUGACGAGCGGGUCGACAACUGUCUCUUGCUCCCCCAUCACGCUCGCCGUGGCCGGAGUGACUAACCACGGCCAAAAGAGACCCUUAGUGACUCCCCAGGCUGCCUCCGAGCCCAAGCGUCCACACAUCGCUCAGGUGCCAGAGCCCCCACCCAAGGUGGCCAACCCUUCCCUGACGCCGGCCAGCGACCGCAAGAAGACAAAGGAGCAGAUUGCCCAUCUCAAGGCAAGUUUUCUCCAGAGCCAGUUCCCUGAUGACGCGGAGGUCUACCGGCUCAUUGAGGUGACCGGCCUUGCCAGGAGCGAGAUCAAGAAGUGGUUCAGCGACCACCGGUACCGGUGUCAAAGAGGCAUCGUCCACAUCACCAGCGAAUCCCUUGCCAAAGACCAGCUGGCCAUCGCAGCCUCCCGACACGGCCGCACAUACCACGCAUACCCAGACUUUGCCCCACAGAAAUUCAAAGAAAAAACGCAGGGUCAGGUUAAAAUCCUGGAAGACAGCUUUUUGAAAAGCUCCUUCCCGACCCAAGCGGAACUGGAUAGGCUAAGGGUGGACACGAAACUGAGCAGGAGAGAGAUUGAAUCCUGGUUCUCAGAGAGACGGAAGCUUCGGGACAGCAUGGAGCAGGCUGUCUUGGAUUCCAUGGGGGCUGGCAAAAAGGGCCAAGACGUGGUGGCCCCCAACGGUGCUCUGUCUCGGCUCGACCAGCUCUCCGGGGCCCAGCUGGCCAGUUCUCUGCCCAGCCCUUCACCAGCAAUUACGAAAAAUCCAGAACAGGUCCAUCUCCUGAGGAGCACGUUUGCAAGAACCCAGUGGCCUACCCCCCAGGAGUACGACCAGUUGGCAGCCAAGACCGGCCUGGUCCGAACUGAAAUUGUGCGUUGGUUCAAGGAGAACAGAUGCUUGCUAAAGACCGGGACCUUGAAGUGGAUGGAGCAGCCCCAGCCCCAGCCCCAGCACCUAGCAGGCGAGCACGCUUACGACGCGGCGCAGAGGAAAGCCGUGCGAGCCGGCGUCGCCGAGAACCCAAAGAACGGGAGUGAGGCGGGUCAGCCCCAUUAUAGGGACCCCAAAAAGCUCUGCGAAGAGGACUUGGAGAAGUUGGUACCCAGGGUGAAAGUGAGCAACGAGCAACCAAAAGAUGGUGCGCUGGCCAAGCCUUCAGAAGCCCCCUCGGACAGGUCGGAGGGCAGCAGCCGGGACGGCCCGGGCAGCGACGAGAACGAGGAGUCGGGUGUCGUGGAUUGGGUCGAGGUCACGGUCGGAGAGGAGGACGCCAUCUCAGACAGGUCCGAUAGCUGGAGUCAGACCGCAGCCGAGGGCACCGCAGAACUGGCCGGCUCGGACUCCGACAGCAUCCCUGCCGAGGCUGGCCAGGCCUAACAGUAAGAUAAGGUGCCUGGCAACAAAACAAAGUCUUCUGGAAACCUUGCUUUAGCCAGUUCCAUCAAGGAACAGCCAAUUGCAGAUUCCAUCAAGUCUUCUCCCCGCCCAACCCCCCGACUUUUCAGGAGGGAGUGGUAAUGGGUUACACGUGAGGCUGCAACAUGGAGGGGAGGGGCUGGUGAUAGGAGGGGGCUAAAGGCUAUGGAGGCCACCGAUACUACCACCUGCCCCCCACCAUCUGGCUACCUUGCUUCCUCCCUCUGGCUAUUUUCCUGCCUUCUUUUGAGACCCUGCCAGCCCAGCCCAUAUCUCCCUUGUUGAAAUGAGGGAGCAAUUUUUUUUUGUCUAAUCAGAAUCUGCCUGAAAGCUUCUGGCUUGCCUUGUCUUCUGUCCUUGACCUUUUCCAGGGCCUGACAGACGCCUACUUGAUUGCUUUCUCCUCCUGCCAUGGAGUAGGCAAUAGGGUUCAGUUCGAUUCAGCAGAUCCAUUCUGCACAUCUACUGUGUGCCGGGCUCUGUGCUAAGCACCGAGGUAACAGGAUGAAGAAGACAGAGUCUGCAGUCAUGUGGAGCUCGGUCAGGCCCAGGAGAGAGGAAACGGCUCUUUUCUUUCCUAGCCGGGGCGAUUCCUGAUGUGACACAGCCGUACACAGCUGUGUCACACCUGGUGAGGGGCACCCAGGCUGAGGGCAGGGCAGGCUUCCUGGAGGAAAGGACACCUGUCUCGGGCUAGCGGAGGGGAAGGAGUUAGCCAGUGCGCCCACAGGGAAGAGCGGUGCAUGUGGAAGGAGCAGACAAGGCGGAGUUCCAGAGACAAAGGACGGAAUGGUGCAGGUGAGGAACCACGAGAGUUUGGGCAUAGCCAGAAAGCCGAGUGUGGGGUUCAGCAGACGAGGAGGAAGGGCAACUGGAAGAAAAGACGAUGGUUUUCCCCAGCAGGCAAAGCUAUUCCAAACCAGUCGCGGUGCUGAGUUUGAAUAUGAGAAUGUGAAGUGUCCCGGUAUCCCCGAGGGAGCUCGGAUGGCACAUCCAGAUCCCCAACCCUGAGAGGGGGUUGUCUAGGGGUGGCAGCUCCCCAGAGGCCCCUGAGGCCGCCUGUCCCAUCCCUUCUCCCCCAAGCUGUACCACCGCCAGCAGUUGGCAAUGCCCACCUGUGUUGGCUGCCACUAACCUGAGGCCCGAGAGAAACACAAAGAGGGGACACAGUGCGAAAACCACAGAGAGAAGCUUUGGCGGGAAGGGCAGAAGGGGGGCUACAAGGCCUCCUGAGGACCGAGGCGGAGCUAGGCGCUCUGGCCCCAGAUGGUCUCAUUCAGUGCUCCUAGUGACUCUGACAGGGAAGCUUCUCUACAUUUUUUUUUUUUAAGAUUUAUGUUCCCACUCUAGAGAGAAAGAGAGAAAGUGGGGAGAGGGGCAGAGGGAGAGAGAGAGAAAAAAAAUCUUCAGCAGA